This is a messenger RNA of Mauremys reevesii (Reeves's turtle), 1276 nucleotides long. RefSeq lists its product as uncharacterized. The transcript is spliced from 11 exons. The record is from RefSeq and is a predicted model, not a curated record. NCBI's taxonomy places the organism in Eukaryota, Metazoa, Chordata, Testudines, Geoemydidae. The coding region runs from base 41 to 1276 and encodes 411 amino acids.
CCCACUGCACCACCUCUGUCUCCUGCCCAGGCUGGCUGCCAUGGAGACCAGCUGGGACAGCAGCCUCCACAGCUGGGCCAGGCCAGCCCCAGCUGUGAUCCAAGCCACCAUGUACUCCAAGGCAGCGCGGCAGGCUGAGGAAACCAGGGAAGAGCUGGAAAAGAUCCGGGCGCGGAUUGACCAUAUGAUCCAGGCCUAUGAACGCAGUGAGCAGGUCUCGUCUGCCCAGCAAGCAGCCACAGAGUUUGUGGAGGAUGUGGAGCAGCUGGUAGCCGUCCUGGGGGACCCCGUGAAGAAGAGGAGAUACCAGCAGCAAGUGACUGUCUUCAUCGUGGGGUACCAGGAGUCCUGUGGGCAGCGCAACAGCCUCCUGAGCGAGCUUCAGGAGUUCUUCAGCUGCUCUGCGGAGCUGGGGCUGGGGGAGGAGAGCCACAACCUGCCCGACGACUUCCCCAUGCACAUGGACGACGUGGCUGGCACGGUGACAGCGGCUCUGAGCUCGGCCGAGGCAGCCAUGUCCCGCCUGGCGGAUCUGAACAAGGACAUUGUCAGCUACGUGACCAGCGCCCUGGCCACACCCAGCCCCAAAAGGAGCCACAGGAAGCAAGUGGAGAAGGCUGUAGACAAGGCUAAGGAAGAGGUGGUCCAGAUCAAACGCAGGCUCCUGCAGGCUCAGGCAGACCUGGAGAUCAAGGAACGACAGCUGAAGGACCUGCAGCAGCUGAGCGAGAUGAAGGCGAAGGAGAGCCGGCUCUUCCGAGCCCAGCUGGAGAGCACCCAGAGACGCCUGCAAGGCCUGGAGCAGGAGAGUGGGGCUCAGCGGACCCGCCUGGAAGCUGAGCUGAGGAGCCGGGACGCGUGCAUCGUGGAGCUGGACGGGUUCCUGCAGGAGAAGGCAUGGUUGCGGAGGGAUGCGGCCACCCAGUGCAGUGACUGUGCCCCAUCCAACCCUGCUGCAUGCCCAGGGGGGCUGCUCCCCUACGGCGCGGGGGCUGCUGAGGAGGGGCCACCAGCAGGAAGGGAGCUCGCGGAAGGGCUGGCAGAGUCCAUGGUGCGACCUGAAGAGGGGUUCCCAAACCCAGAGGACACCUCGGGGCAGCACUUGGAGCAGCCGCAGCCCGUUGGUGGCCCCGUGGCACACUCAGCUGUCCUGGGGCCGGGGGCGCUGGCUGGGCCGACUGGAGGGCACAGGGAAGCUGGGAAGGAAGAAGAUGCUGAAGGGGAGCCAGCCACACACCCUGCAGGUGAGCGCAUGGUGGGGAAGGAAAAUGGGUGA